CAUUUUUUCUCUUUCUCAGUGCCUCCCAUUCUUUGGUGUCUUAGAUCCUCCAAAAUUUCGUCUGACAUUUUCUUUUAUAUAAUUUUUUUUUUUUUUUUUUAGGGAUUUUUCGUUGGGAUGUGGGUUUGAGGAAAGUGCACUGUUCUCAAGUAUUUGUGAUUUAGAUUCAUGGCAUCGCUUUUGAUUGCAUAUUUUUUUGGGGGAUUUUGAUGAUUUGGCCAUUUUUGUGGAGCUUGAAGAGGCAGUGAGGUUCGUUUGUGGUUACUGAUGAUGACGGCGGCGAUGGUGAAGAAGAAGAAGAAGGAGGCCUUUCUUCAGACCAACCAAGGGGUUCAGAUGAAGGAACAAAAGAAUGCCCCCGUUCGCCAUUUUUGCCGCUGCUUCUGAUUGUUAGUGAGAAGAAAAAGAUUGUGGAAGAAAGAGAAAGGAUUUUGGGUAAAUUUUGUUCUCUCUUUGAGAUUGAUUUGUUCUUUUGAGGGUUUUGGAAAAUGCCGAUGUACCAGCCGGAGCUGGGUGUGGGUGGUGGUGGGCAAGUUCUUGAUGUAGAAACCGCCGUGAAAGAUGGUAUUCUCGGCGGCGGUGGGUUCAUCUGCGAGGGUGGAACGGCGGAGAAAUUGGAUCUGAAGGAGAUGGUGGAGGAGCUUGAGAACAUAGAGGUUCCUUCGGUUUUUAUCUGCCCAAUUUCAUUGGAGCCAAUGCGAGAUCCUGUAACGCUUUGUACAGGACAGACCUACGAACGUUCCAACAUCAUGAAAUGGUUUUCUCUCGGCCAUAUCACAUGCCCCACCACAAUGCAAGAGCUUUGGGAUGAUUCAAUUACUCCCAAUAACACUCUUCACCAACUCAUUAACAGCUGGUUUUCCCAAAAGUAUUUGGCCAUGAAGAAGAGGUCAGAGGAUGUGCAGGGGAGGGCUCUCGAGCUCUUAGACACAUUGAAAAAGGUCAAGGGCCAAGCCAGAGUCCGAGCUUUGAAGGAGCUUCGCCAUGUCGUGGCUUUGAAUUCUUCGACCAAGAACACCGUGGAAGACAAUGGCGGUCUUGCUUUGAUUUCUUCUCUCUUGGGUCCUUUCACAUCCCACGCGGUUGGAUCCGAAGCCAUUGGGAUUUUAGUGAACUUGGAUCUCGAUGCCGAGUCAAGGAGAAACCUCGUCCAACCCGCCAAGAUUUCGUUAAUAGUGGACAUGUUAAACGAGGGAUCCACAGACACCAAAAUCAACUGCACCAGAUUGAUUCAAACGCUCCUCGAUGGGGACGAUUGUGGAGCGGACACUGUCUCAGGUCUAAGCCUCGUGGUUGGAUUGUUAAGAUUAAUCAAAGAAAAACAACACCCAAAUGGCGUUCUUGCUGGAUUAAGAUUGCUAAAAGCUCUGUGCUCCCAAGAACAAGUCAAGAAUUCUGUAGUGAGCAUUGGGGCAAUCCCACAGUUGGUUGAAAUUCUACCAAAUUUCAGCCCCGAAUCUUUGGAGCUAGCCCUUCACGUAUUGGAUUCAGUUUCAUCCCUCUCAGACGGCAGGGUGGCCUUGAAAGAUUGCCCCAAAACCAUUCCAAAUUUGGUGAAGUUGUUAAUGAGAGUGUCGGAGAGCUGCACUCAGCUGGCGUUAUCAAUCUUAUGGGCGGUCUGUAAACUCGCCCCUGAAGAAUGUGCAUCGCAAGCUGUGGAAGCAGGCUUAGCCGCCAAACUUCUUCUGGUGAUUCAGAGCGGUUGCAAUCCCGUUCUGAAACAACGCUCCGCCGAGCUUCUGAAGCUCUGCAGCUUGAAUUACACAGCAACCCUCUUCAUAUCCAAGUGUAAGCUUACAAGAACAAUACAAUAAGGAAGAAGAAACAAAAACCCCAGCCAAAUUAGAACACACCUUAAAUUCUUCUUCUUCUUCCAUCUGGGAAUGAAUCAAUCAAGUGGGGGGGUGAGUGUUCGAAUCUCGCCGUUGUAAAUUUUGUAGAGCUUUUUGUUUGCUAUCAAAUCAAAUCAAAUCUUGUAUGAGUUUUUGGUGUUUGUUACAA
Molecule: messenger RNA, 2001 nt
Organism: Cucurbita maxima (winter squash)
Lineage: Eukaryota; Viridiplantae; Streptophyta; Magnoliopsida; Cucurbitales; Cucurbitaceae
Product: U-box domain-containing protein 30-like
Exons: 2
Coding region: 489-1814 (441 amino acids)
Biological process (GO): protein ubiquitination
Molecular function (GO): ubiquitin protein ligase activity
Source: RefSeq, a predicted model, not a curated record